Messenger RNA from Manis javanica (Malayan pangolin), 2749 nucleotides. RefSeq names its product proline rich 33 (gene PRR33). The record is from RefSeq and is a predicted model, not a curated record. Lineage: Eukaryota; Metazoa; Chordata; Mammalia; Pholidota; Manidae.
UCGCGCCUGGCGGCUGGGGUCUCACCUCCCUGGCAGAGCUGGGCUGCACCUCUGCCGUGGCAUGGGGGCUCCCAUUAGGCACCCAGCCAGUGGGCCACUCCCAGUGGGCACCACUGUGUGCCCACUGCCUUUUUUUCCUCAGGACUCCAGGUGGCACUCUCCAACUGGCAGACAACUCGCCCAGGCCUGGGACGGUCCCCAUGCUAACCGGGAAGGCUGUGAGCUCCAGUGGCCCUGCUCCUCAGAUUAGGGAAGCCGAGGCACCGACUGAGGCCAGAGCAGCCUGGCACCUCCCUCCAGACCCCCAGGCUCAGGGCGAGGAGCCGCCUGAGCAGGGAUGGCACAGCCUGUGGAGCAAUGGGAUGCCUGGCACAGGGCGAGCCCUGGGGCAGCUCAGGAGAGACCCCAGCCCUGCAGCGGCUCAGGGUCGGGAUGUCCAGAGGAACUUCGGGAGACUGCGCGCCCCAGCCUCAGCCCCUCUGGUUCUGUGCCCUGCUCUGGGUCUCAGAGGCUUCCGGAAGGCUUCUCUUGGCAUCUCAUCCAGACCCUACAAGUUGGAGAUGAAACCACAGGGACCGAGACUGACCACAGCCACACAGCAGGGGAGGCAGAGCUUGGGCCUCUGGCCUCCAGGACUUCCAGGACGGGGCCCUCUGCUGCCCACCCGUCCUGGAGCCCUGGCAGUGGGAAGCCCCCAAGGCUGGAACUCUGGGACAUCUUUGCCCUCUGUCUGAACCCCAAAUUCCUCCAGCUGAUGCCUCCCCUCCACCUGUCCAGGUCCUCAGACAGUCUUCAUGCGGCCCUGACUCUCCGUCAGCUCUGACUUUCCGUCCAGUGGCGUUAUCUGUAGAGCUACUUCCAAAAAAGGCCCCGAGUGCUGCAGGGGCCACCCUGCCCGGCUCCUCCCUCAGGACGGGGGCUGUUCCUCUUCUCAGGCUGGCUUCUCCUGCUCUGCUGACAGAGACCUGAGGACCACCCCCCCCCACACACACACAUACACAUUCAGGGGCACACAUGGAGACAGUGCAUUAGGAGCUUUAGGAGCAUUUGGCCUCUUUUGCAGCCAUGCCAGGGCUUGCCCUGGGGGCCCCGCUCAGGUUGUGGUGCCCUGCAGCACCUUGCCCAGGCCCAGGGCAUCCCUGGGGCAGCAUCUGCAGCUGGACAUGCCGGGCCCUGCAGUGGCCCUGCUCGGCCAGCAGAGGAGGGUGGCUGCUCCGUCGGCAGCCUCCACCUCUGGCAGGCGCCCUCCCAUAGAGGGCCAGCCAGAGCACAGGCACCGAGGUCAGGGGAACGAGUGGGUUUUAUUUUGGGUAUCAGCGACCUUCCCCUCGGGGCACUGGGCUGUGCUGCGGCAGGACACACUGAAUCGGCCCUGCUGGAUGGGCCGCCGCCCGCCGAGGGCCUGCAGCAGGUGGCAGCGAUGCUCAUUGAGGCUGGCCGGGGCCCCCAGAGGCCACCUGGCCCCCCACCACCCCUGUUACCCAAGCCAGGGAAAGAUGACCUGCAACUGCAGAGACUCCUGAGGAAGGCGGCCCGGAGGAAGAUGACCAAGGGCGGGCCUCCCACCCCACAAGGGGCUUUCCGGGCCUCCCUGUCACCCGUGAGCGAGGCCAGCCAUGACCAGGAGACCACAGCCCCGCGCCCUGCCGAGGCCCCGCCCGUGCGGUCCUCGCUGCCCCGCUCCCCCCACCCCCCUGUCAUCCACCACGUGGCCUCACCCCUGCAGAAAUCCACGUUCUCCUUCAGCCUUACCCAGCGCAGGACCCUGGCUGCUCACUUCAAGGCCAUGGCGCCCCAGCUCGCAGCCCCAACCCCAGAACACACCCAGUCCCCCAGCACAGUCUUGGCCCCUGCAGUGGAGGGCGCCCACAUCAGCCAGGUACACAUCCAGGUGGUGCCGUCCCCACCGUCUGGGACCCUUGAGCCCCACCAGAUGGCCACAGAGGAUGGGCCUGGUGACCAGGACAGAGACACAGCCCCAUGCCCUCCUGGGGCCCAGUCCCUGAUCCCAGUGGCCCAUAUCCACCCACUGCCUGCUGGGACCCAAGCCACCAGCUCUUGGCCUGAGUCACCCCCUGUGUCCGGGACCCCCCCCAGCUUGCAGGCCUCGGUGCCCAGGGAGGCCAGCACCCAGGUUGUGGUGCCCAUAGCCCCUACCUACUGCUCGCCGGGACCCUCGCCUUAUGGGCUGCCCUCUGCAGCCCAUGAAGCUGAGCAGAUGGAACACCCUUCCACAGUUGGCGCUGUGGCUAAGGUUGAGCAGGUCUCCAGCCCAUGCAGGGCCUGGUCCCCAGCACCCGCCUCGGGCUCUGACCCGUGUCCUGUGCUCAGAGCCGCACCCAAGCCCUGGCUCAGUGGCUGGGCUCGCCUGAGGAACCAGCUGAUGGAGCCAGUGGAGGAGGCCCCAGUCCUGGGGCCAGAACAUAGCCCGGAGCGUACAGGUCAUAAAGAGACAGGCCACACCAGCCCACUGCCACCGCCCCCUGCCUCCCGGGCCUCUACGAUGUGGGACGCGGUGCUGUACCGCAUGUCGGUGGCCAAGGCUCGGGGCAGCCCAGCAGGGCCCCGGGACAGGGUGCCCACCCUGGCUGGCCUCGGCCGCCUGCCCUUCCUGUGCCGACCUCGCUUCAACGCCCGGAAGCUGCAGGAGGUGGCUGCCCGGACCCCUCUCGUGAUCCCCUCCGUCCUGGAGCUGAGCCCCCAGCCCAAGAACUUCAACAGGACGGCGGUUGGCUGGAGGCCAGGGUGA